Linum trigynum is the source of this 1258-nucleotide messenger RNA. The record is from the annotation of a GenBank genome assembly. NCBI's taxonomy places the organism in Eukaryota, Viridiplantae, Streptophyta, Magnoliopsida, Malpighiales, Linaceae.
GGGGGCGGGCACAUCUCAAACAGAUUGGUUUCUGGAACUGGAAAUCAAUCUUCUCAAGCUGCGAAAACGAAUUGCUAACUAGCGGAAGGUAAUAAAAGCUUGGUUGAUAGUGUUUAAGACUUGAAGCCCUCGAAUCGUUGAAAUCUCAUCUCAGCCUUUUACAGAAUAAGUGGAUAAGAGGUUCUCCGGCAUGACUACCACAGUGUCCCUCCAGCUCUCCAAAUUCCCUCCUCCUUCCCCGUUACCUCCAUCUUUUCCGGCAACCCAUUCAGCCUUCUUUCGUCGGGCUCCAUCUGGGCACGCCGGAUGGGCGAAAGGUUUGGUAGCGAAUGGCAGUGGCCGGAGGUGGAGAAACGCUGGGCCGUUGUUAGUCGGCCGAGAAGAUAUUGAAUUGCGAGUUCCAGAAGCAGAAGAAGGUGAUGGUGACGAAGACUAUGAAGACGACGACGAUGAUGAAGAAGAAGAAGAUGUGCCGCCAUCCCCUCAGGACGUCGAAUACAUUCAAGAAAUUAAAAGGGUAUUGGAGCUGCUGAAGAAGAACCGAGAUAUGAUUUUCAAUGAGGUUAAGCUGACGAUAAUGAUCGAGGAUCCACGAGAAGUGGAGAGAAGGAAGAUGUUCGGCAUUGAUGAUCCUGACGCCCCUACCAGGGAAGAACUUGCUGAAGCUCUAGAAAUGGUCAAUGAGGGCAAGGUUCCCAGAAACCGCUUGGCACUCCGAAUGCUAGCAGAUGAAAUGACGAACUGGCCUAACUUAGAGGUGGAGGUAUCAAAGAAGAGCAAGCCAACCAAAUCAUUGUACGCGAGGGUCACCGACACAGGUAUAGAUCUUAAAGAGGCUGCGAAGAGACUGAAAACUGACUGGGAUUCAGCCGCCGAGAUUGAAGAUUCUGAAAACAGUGAUGACUCAGAAGUACCUUCAGCUGUGGGCUAUGGAGCUCUAUAUUUGGUCACAGCAUUCCCUGUCAUCAUCGGUGUUUCAGUGGUACUGAUCCUAUUUUAUAAUUCUCUGCAGUAAGCAAUAGAUUCUCUUAAUCUUCCUCAUAACUACAUUUUGUAUCUACCUUCUACAUUUCUGUAUAUUAAUACUAUUCAUGGAAAAGUCAAUGGCUUAUAUGCAACCCUCAUCUCUCUGUCUUCCCCACCAUAUACUUUAUUCAUUACCCUGCUCGUGGGUGGUGUGCCUCUAACAAUCUGUAAACAUGUAAAUCACAACUUGCUGCUCAGCUCAGGCAGACAUGGCGCCCACGUCUUGUAAAGU